UGUAUCAUUGUUAAGUUUCACGGAUGAAGCGCCAGGCAGUUAAAUGCCACAUUUAAGUUACUAUUUCUGCCCGUUAUGUUAUCUUGUCGCAGGAUAGCACUUGACGCUAGCUAAGCUAACGUCAAUAUAACGUCAUUUCCCCUCUUGUAUUAACUGCUAUACUUGAGAGGUACCGCUCCCAUGUAAAACACUAUCUAAUUCAGCUGUCAACAAUCCAAAACUAUUGUUUACGCACAGUGUUUUACUGUCUGAGCUACGUGUGGACGACAAUGGAUUUAGCGAGGUCGACGUUAAGCCAGUUUUAAAGUAGCAGGCAGCAACAGCCAGGGGGGAUUGCCCUCAGUUAAGCAUUAAGGCUAGCAGGCUAACACGCGGCCAAGAAGCGGGUUGUGACUUUGUCCAUCGUUCAACUCUCAUUUGGUCAUCAACACCCGUGAUUUUGAGCUAGACGUGGGUGUGUCUGUGUGUGUGUGUGUGAGAGAGCUCUUUCCAGCGUCCCGUGCCCUCAGUUUGGAUGGGAGAGACUUAGAUGAGCCGGAGAGCUAACCAUCAGUCCUGUUAAACAUGGAGGAUGAAGAGGUUGCGGAGAGCUGGGAAGAGGCGGCGGACAGCGGGGAAAUAGAGAGACGGCUUGAUGCCAAACUGAAAAUAAACCAGGAGGCAAAGAAGUUCAGCCUGGGGUCUGGUGGCUCUCCUGUUCGAACUGCUAUUGUAAUUCAGGACGACUCUUUGCCUGCAGCACCCCCACCACAAAUUAGAAUUUUGAAACGUCCCUCAAACGGUAACGCAGGAAACCUUGCAUCCUCGACUCGUCCUUCUCAGCAGAUGAAGUCUCUGGCCCAGCGGGAGGCAGAGUAUGCAGAAGCCCGAAGAAGGAUCUUGGGUAGUGCGUCUUCAGAUGAUGCGCCUCAGGACAAUCCAAGCCAGGACAGGCCAAGUCGUAUGAGCAUGCAGCAACCUUCAGAACCAACUCGUCCAAACACUCAUGUGAUCCGCCAGCCCACUGGCCCGGAUGGCACCUCGGGCUUCCGACACUGCAGAUAAACAGGAACUACUUGCUGCAAGGAAUCAACUGUCUACCUAAGAGGGCAUAAAGGGGUGGCAGUUAAGGGGGUUGUUUGUGGUAUGAAGAGCAGAGUGGUGGGAUGAGACAAAAUUUGACAGACAAAAGAAUUAUGAAGAUGCAGCAUGGAUUGAAAUGAACCUCUCCACCCUCUCUCGACUAUGCUUACUGGCUUGGUCUUUGGCUUUCACCUUGUCUUUUCCUUCUGUGGAAAGCCGCAAGGGGCUGGCAGAGAUCAGCCAACGAUCUGAAAACCCUUCUGUUCCACACUGUGAACAGGCUCUUGCCUCACAUCCCUACACACUGUGAUACUUUGAUGCCACAUGAGGUGCCCUCUGAUUUUAAGUAUGAUUGGCUAUGCGAGGACAUCAGGUGUUUGUCUCUCCAGGGAGAUUAAGAAGAGCUCUCCAAUCUGUGGGCAUUCCCAGGAGAGAAGCAAGCGAACGAGCUGGUGUUUCUAUUGAUGGUACCUGGAUCAUGGCUGGGUGUCUACCGGAGAGCUGGCCUUUGUUUGUUGGGUUCAGUGGAAAUGAAGUAUGUGACAGUGCUGAGAGUUUACUGUGUGUCCAAAAGCUUGAGUGCCAGUGAGAGAAAGUGCACUGUGUUCAAACAGGCCUUUUUAUACUGUAGUUGUAUAACAAAGGCGGAGGCCCAGAGCAGGUCCUUCCACCAUCCACAGGCCUCUGUUCGGCACUUGUGGCCAUGAAAGAAACGCCCGGUGGGCAAACAGCCGGUGGCCAAAGAUUGCAGAUCUCAAGGACAGAAUGUCACUAAAUCAAAGCUUAUUCGAGCAAUAACACAAAUUUACUCCCUGUAUUAUUUUACAUACUGCCUAAUUAUCUGUUCUGCAUUUUGUUUGAAGUUACCCUUUGUUUUAAACAACUAACACUUUUUUUCCAUGUUGGUGUUUUUUUUUUCCGAGACAAAAGUGUGUUUGAGAUCAGUAGUGUGCCAGAUAUUAGAUGAUGUAGCCUUCAGAAGAAACUUUACUGGUAGUGUCAUUACAUUUUAUCAAAGUGGAACAAGUCAGACCUAAAAUGUUAAGUUAUUGUGCAUUAAUGUUCCAGUGUGUGUUGCUUUGCUCUUUGUAAUCUAAAUUGCUAUGUUGGAACUUCUCUUAAAGCCAACUGCAAUGCAUCUGUCCAUAAAAGAGGAUUUUUAUCUGUUUUUCGCACCGGUUGGAAUAUGUUGACUGACUGUGUUAAGAUUAUGGUUGGGUCUUCAGAAAUAACUAUUUGAAGCCCAGCAUGGAGGAUGAUACAAAUAUGAUCACAAGUAUAUUGGAAAUCUCAAACUCUAUUAGUGUUUUUGAAAAAAAAAACACAUUUCCCAUGCCUGGUUUGAAUGUUUUUCCACACAGAUAUACACCAUUCUUUGCUACCCAUUGAAAUAAAAGUAAGUCAUGAAAUCAAUAAUCUCAUGGAAUACUGAUAGUUACUGCGGCUAUUUUUGAGCCCUUUGACACUUUUAAGCCUUAAAUGAAAUAAUAUUCCUGAAUACAUACACUUUCCAAUGGGUAGUGCUCACUAGUACCGAGCUUUCUGUGUAUUGUAAUAGGGUUUAUUUAAUAGAAUAAUUGACCAAUGUCAUUGAGGCACAGUUUAAAGCGGCAACAGCUUUAGGCAUGUACUAAAUCAUACUCGGUAAGACUCCAAUAAUGCUUUUGUUAAGGAACUCUAAGAAGUUUGGUCAUAAUUUGUCUAAGUUUCUAAUAUCAGAAAACCAUCGAUUGGUAUCAUUUGCAAGAAAAAGGUGUACUGAAAUUAAGAAGUGUAGUAAAUUAAAGAAUGUUCCUUCACACAGCAACCAAUUAAGAAAUAUGGAUUAAACUGCUGCAUUUGUACCACUUUUACAACCUCACUCAGUGAAAACCCAAGGAAAACAGAACAUUUAGGGUCAGAAGAAUUCAUCGUAAAUUGCUCAAUUCUGAGAGAUGAAGAUUUUUCGUUUGACAGAAAUACCAGUUGUCUCUCUCCAUGUUUUUUGUUUUAUGACUUGGCACACUAAUUGUUAUACUGUCCCAGGAAUUAGGCUCAAUCAUUGAAAUGGAUUUGCUAUCAUUGCAAAUAGAACAAGUGAAAGAAACAUUCUUUAUCUACAUGUAUAUGAUCUACACAUGAAUCUUAUGUUUCAGUCAUUCACCACCAUCUGUUUACUUAGAGGUGGAUUUGAUGUCAUUAUCUUAAAACUUGAAAAACAAAUGACAUUUGAAUACCCUUUAAUAAACACACUUCAAACUUG
Eleginops maclovinus (Patagonian blennie) is the source of this 3304-nucleotide messenger RNA. Its product is annotated as SUZ domain-containing protein 1-like. Bases 565 to 1044 code for a protein of 159 amino acids. The record is from RefSeq and is a predicted model, not a curated record. Lineage: Eukaryota; Metazoa; Chordata; Actinopteri; Perciformes; Eleginopidae. The transcript has 4 exons.